AUGACUAGAAAGGACUCCAAGGAAAGGAAGGAACAGGUAUAUGAGAAGGCUAGGAGGCUCUUUGGAACCUACACCAGGUUUGCUCUUGUGGGAAUCGAGAAUGUGGAGUCGACUCAGCUCAAGAACAUCAAGAAGGGUUGGGGAGAGGAUGUUGAAUUUCUCAUGGGAAAGAACUCGGCAAUCAAGCGUGCAGUAGCAAGUCUUGAAAAUCCCAAGCUGUCAAGUAUCCUUGAGCUCAUCAAGGGAGACGUCUGCUUUGUGUUUUUCAAGGGAGACGUUAGGGAUGUCAAGAAGGCCAUUGACGAUAACGUCAGAGAAGCGUGUGCCAAGGUUGGAAACAUUGCACAGAAAGACGUAUGGGUGGAAAACUGCAUCACAGGAAUGACUCCAGACAAGACAUCAUACUUCCAGGUUCUUGGAAUAGCAACCAAGAUCACAAAGGGUAAGGUGGAGAUCAUCUCUCCAUACAAGGUUCUUUCUGUAGGAGAUAAGGUGGGGCCUUCACAGGCCAACCUCCUUGGAAUGCUCAACAUCAAGCCAUUCAGUUACAAGAUGGUGAUGCACCAGGUCUACGAGGAUGGAGUGAUUUAUGAUUCAUCUCUCAUCGACAUCGGAACGGAAGACAUCGUCUCAUCCUUGAGAAGUGCAAUAAGCAGCAUAGCAGCAAUAAGCCUUGGUGCCGAAAUCAUUACUCAAGCCAGUAUGCCAUACAACAUCCGAAACUCAUUCAAGGAUAUCCUGCAUGUUUCCUUCGGAGCCGACUUUGCGAUCAAGGAGCAAUCCAUGGUCAUGGCUAAUUAA
This is a messenger RNA of Encephalitozoon intestinalis ATCC 50506, 801 nucleotides long. RefSeq names its product 60S acidic ribosomal protein P0. Gene Ontology annotation, biological process: ribosomal large subunit assembly; ribosome biogenesis; cytoplasmic translation. The transcript has a single exon. Gene Ontology annotation, molecular function: structural constituent of ribosome; large ribosomal subunit rRNA binding. Bases 1 to 801 code for a protein of 266 amino acids. Lineage: Eukaryota; Fungi; Microsporidia; Unikaryonidae. Gene Ontology annotation, cellular component: cytosolic large ribosomal subunit. The record is from RefSeq and is a predicted model, not a curated record.